AUGUCGGAGAUGCGUAGCGCCGUGAGGGCGGUCAUGCGGCUGAUCAAGUUCAUACCGGUGCAGGACGAGGCGGGGAAGCGAAACCUGAUGAAGGUACUCCGCGAUUCCUUCCGCUCCCCAUCCAAGCGCGUGCGGGAGGAUGGCGACGGCGCGGCGGGGAAAGACUCGCAGGAGGAAGGAAUUAAGCAGGUGGCGGCUGUCGCCGAGAUACUUGUGAAUGCGCUUGCUCAUAGGAAAGACCCGCUGGCGAUGCAGGACAUGAUGAUUGUACAUGCUCUUGCAUCAGGAGCAGGAAACAAGGUGUACCGGGAUGCUGCGCUGAAGGAGCUGAUUAUGCGGGGGAUGGGGAGGUAUGGGGAGCAAGGGCUUGAGGGAGAGAGUACGAGAUCGGUUCAAGAGUGA
This is a messenger RNA of Guillardia theta CCMP2712, 402 nucleotides long. RefSeq lists its product as hypothetical. The transcript has 4 exons. The record is from RefSeq and is a predicted model, not a curated record. The coding region runs from base 1 to 402 and encodes 133 amino acids. Lineage: Eukaryota; Cryptophyceae; Pyrenomonadales; Geminigeraceae.